Molecule: messenger RNA, 2828 nt
Organism: Dendrobium catenatum
Lineage: Eukaryota; Viridiplantae; Streptophyta; Magnoliopsida; Asparagales; Orchidaceae
Product: DEAD-box ATP-dependent RNA helicase 3, chloroplastic
Exons: 10
Coding region: 145-2463 (772 amino acids)
Molecular function (GO): ATP binding; helicase activity; zinc ion binding
Source: RefSeq, a predicted model, not a curated record
CUCCUUAAACCUCAGCUCACUACCUGGCUUUUAUCUUUAAAGCGCGAGGAGGCCGAAGAGGUGGAAGCUUGUGAGGCCACCAGGAGCCUUAUCGUAUACUUCCGCCUCCAAAGAGAGGAGAGAAGCUCGACCUCGCAGCUUGCUAUGGCAUACAAUCCCUGCGUUUCCUCUCUCUUCCAGAGCUUCUCCUCCGUCCCCUCUCUCGACCUUACGAGAAGACUGGUCCCUGUAUUCCCUUCUCUCCCUUCUUCUCCGUUCGAAAAGAACCAUGUCUGUUUGCUUAGGGCUUCCUCCUCCCCCACUGCCAGGGGCAUCGAUGUAUGCCACUGCUUGACGAGGAGCUCGAGGGGUCACCCGCUAUUCUUGCGCUUCGCCAUCGCCUCACCAAACUCGGUGCUUAGUGAGGAGGCAUUCAAGGGGCUUGGCGGCUUCAAGGGCUCUUCCUCUCUGGAUGAAGACGAAGAGUAUCAGUUCGGGGAGGAGAAUACAGAGGGGGAUAAGGAUGAGCUCGAUGUUUCCAGGCUAGGCUUGCCGGAACAGCUUGUCGAUAUCCUCCAGAAACGAGGGAUUACCCAUCUCUUUCCCAUCCAGAGAGCUGUGCUGAUACCUGCUUUAGAAGGACGGGACAUCAUUGCCCGGGCGAAAACAGGUACAGGGAAGACUCUGGCCUUUGGUAUUCCUGUCAUAAAGAAGCUCACCGAAGGAAAUGAGGGAACAAGGAGACGGACUGGCCGCCUCCCUAGAGUUCUUGUUCUAGCUCCUACAAGGGAGCUGGCCAAGCAAGUAGAAAAGGAAAUUAAGGAGUCAGCACCAUACCUUAACACUGUAUGUGUUUAUGGGGGAGUUUCCUACAAUGUUCAGCAGAAUGCUCUUACUCGAGGUGUUGAUGUGGUUGUGGGAACUCCUGGCCGGAUUAUUGAUUUAGUCAAUAAUGACAGCCUUCAGUUGGGAGAAGUUCAGUAUUUGAUCCUUGAUGAAGCUGACCGGAUGCUUGCUGUUGGAUUCGAGGAAGAUGUGGAAGUCAUUUUGGAAAAGCUACCAUCAAAGCGUCAAAACAUGCUGUUUUCUGCGACAAUGCCUGGUUGGGUGAAGAAAUUGGCAAGAAAAUAUCUUGACAAUCCUCUAACCAUUGACUUGGUUGGUGAAGAAGAAGAGAAACUUGCUGAGGGAAUUAAACUUUAUGCCGUGUCAACAACUUCUACCUCAAAGCGGACAAUUCUCAGUGACCUUAUUACGGUAUAUGCAAAGGGUGGGAAGACCAUUGUUUUUACACAGACCAAAAAUGAUGCUGAUGAGGUAUCACAAGCCUUAACAAACAGCAUAGCCUCUGAAGCACUGCAUGGUGAUAUAUCACAAUAUCAACGGGAGAGAACAUUGAAUGGUUUUCGUAAGGGGAAGUUUACCGUGCUUGUUGCAACAGAUGUUGCUUCUCGUGGUCUAGAUAUCCCAAAUGUUGAUUUAAUCAUCCAUUAUGAACUGCCAAAUGAUCCAGAAACAUUUGUUCACCGAUCUGGUCGAACUGGACGGGCUGGAAAAGAAGGCACUGCUAUAUUGAUGUUUACUAGUAGCCAGAGGAGAACUGUUAAAUCUCUUGAGCGUGAUGUAGGGUGUAGGUUUGACUUUAUUAGUCCCCCACAGAUACAUGAAGUGCUUGAGUCAUCGGCAGAGCAAGUUCUUGCUACACUUCAGGGUGUGCAUUCUGAAUCAAUACAGUUUUUCCUUCCAACAGCACAAAAGCUGAUAGAAGAGAAAGGGCCGGAUGCUCUUGCUGCCGCACUUGCACAUCUCAGUGGUUUUUCCCAGCCACCUUCAUCUCGUUCACUGGUCAGCCAUGAGCAGGGGUGGGUCACAUUACAAUUAACUCGGGAGUCAGGGUACUCAAGAGGGUUCUUUUCUGCUAGAUCAGUUACAGGUUUCCUUUCUGAUGUUUAUCCGGCUGCUGCUGAUGAAGUCGGCAAGAUACACUUGGUGGCAGAUGAAAGUGUUCAGGCUGCCGUUUUUGAUUUGCCUGAGGAGAUUGCAAAGGAACUACUAAACAAACAGUUACCCCCUGGGAACACCUUAUUCAAGAUCACAAAGUUGCCUGCAUUGCAAGAUGAUGGUCCUCCAAGUGAUUAUUAUGGUCGUUUCUCCAAUUCUGAACGAGGAUCCCGCAGUAGUUUCAGGGAUGGAUUUGGAUCAUCUCGAGGUGGUUUUAAGGACAGGGCUUAUAGAGGAUCCAGAAGCCUGGGUGGCAGGGAUUUUGAUAGUGACGAUGAAUUCCGGCGCGGUGGACGUAGCUACAAAACUGGGAAUAGCUGGUCCAAAUCAUCCAGAGGAAGUGAUGAUGGUUUUCUAUCAAGUGGAAGGAAAUCCAAUCGACCAUCAUUUGGAAGCAGGGAGAGGAGUUUCGGAGGAGCUUGCUUCAAAUGCGGCCGAACUGGGCACAGAGCAUCUGACUGCCCCAACAAUGAAGACUAUUAGCCAUGCUUCUGAGCAUCCUAUUUUGACAGGUGGGGAAGAUGACAUCAAUGGAAAAUGCUGUAUCUUGUGUUGCUUUCGUAAAUGAUUUGUUGCAGGGGCACUGCAUUCUUUUGAGAACUAGCUGGUAACACUAAUAUUAAGCACCCACUCCCUGCGGCCCUCCAAUCCUGAAGAGAGCAAGUAUUGUUUAUUCUGUUUUAUGCGCUUCAGAAAUGGAGUUAUACUGUAUGUUUACUAUUGAUUGUAUGAAGAAAAGGGAAGAGCAUUGUAGAAUGUUUUAUGAUCUUAGCCAUAGUUUUCAGAUAUUAAACAAAUAUGGAACUCAAGUUGCUGCUCCUUUUACUGGCUGAUAGUAUUGCUUUUUA